GGAGGCCGAGCCUGCGGGUCGGGCCGCGCAGGCAGAGCCCGGGAGCGCCCGGUGGAUGCGGGAGCGUCCCCGCCGCCGCUUCCAGGGGCUGCCGGAGCAUGGACUGUUAAACACUUGCGUUUCUGCGGCGUGAGGUAACCGUUUGCUUUGUGUUCUCCUCAGUUAAUAUUUGGAAACCAAUAUGGGAAAGCAAAACAGCAAACUACGCCCUGAAGUCAUGCAAGAUUUGCUAGAAAGUACAGACUUUACAGAACAUGAGAUCCAGGAGUGGUACAAGGGCUUCUUGAGAGACUGUCCAAGUGGACAUUUAUCUAUGGAGGAGUUUAAAAAAAUAUAUGGGAACUUUUUCCCUUACGGGGACGCUUCUAAGUUUGCGGAACACGUUUUCCGCACUUUUGACGCCAACGGAGAUGGAACAAUAGAUUUCAGAGAAUUCAUCAUAGCCUUGAGUGUAACGUCAAGAGGUAAACUGGAGCAAAAGCUGAAGUGGGCAUUCAGCAUGUAUGACCUCGACGGGAAUGGCUACAUCAGUAAGUCAGAGAUGCUGGAAAUUGUGCAGGCAAUCUAUAAGAUGGUUUCUUCUGUAAUGAAGAUGCCAGAAGAUGAGUCAACACCAGAGAAGAGGACAGAGAAGAUCUUCCGUCAGAUGGACACCAACCGUGAUGGAAAACUCUCUCUGGAAGAGUUCAUCCGAGGCGCCAAGAGCGACCCGUCCAUAGUGCGUCUCCUGCAGUGUGAUCCCAGCAGCGCCGGGCAGUUCUGAACCUGUCCUUUGGAUGAAUUAUGUAUCUGCUUUUUUUUUUUUUUUCCUUGCCAAACAACAUUCAUGGUAGUGUUGCCUCUGUAUGGCCAAUUAUGCCUUCUUUUGUGGCAUCUUAUAGCUUCUUUUGUUGUGGAUUAAUGUAAGAAUGCUGAAUUGCUCUUAACAAUUUGUCCAGAGCACGGGCAGUACUGUUUUAAACAGAUAUUGUGGUGUUAUAAUUGUUUUAAAGAUUUUGUUUUGUUUUAUGUUUUAACAUACCUGUUUUGGAAAGCAUGCAUUGAGAAGGAGGAAACCAACAACAAAACCCUUGGCAGCAAGACACACUCACAGAUUUUUAGAUUGAUGCUUUAGUAGCUGAGUAUUCACCCGCAGGACCUGAAAGUGUAGUAGAGGUUGAACCAAAGGGGUUGUGACGGGUAGGAUUCACCUGGAACCUCCUCUCCUGUCCAGGAGGCACCAGUUAAGGUCAAAGACAGGAUCAGGAUGAGGUACAAAAUGGGUGUGAGGUGUAUUGGCCGCACCCCUGCUCCCACACCUCAUUGUUUCAAUGCUGUGAACAUUUUACAGGUCAUGAAGGAGUAGGGAAAAAGCAAAGAUGGACAGUUUUCCUAGGUUUACAGUGUUUGAUUCAUAUGGCUUUAUCUGAAAACUCAGCAAUUUGCAGUCCUGAUCCACAACUGACGAUACCUCUUUCCGUUUGGGAUCAGCAAAGGCAGACACAGAUAUGGAAAACUGGGUCUUGACAUUGAGUUUAAGGGAGAUGCAUGUUGAAUGUGAAAUUUUCAGGUUAGUAAUAAAGCAGUUUCUACUAAGGCGAGUGGGCGUUCACAUGAGGAACUCACGGACACGCAGCUCCAGCUGAGGCACGUCUGCUGCUCUGGAUGCUCUUGCGUAGUACGAAGUUUUGGGGGUGUUCUUGUCUCUCUCCACGUAGCUAAAGGAGUUUCUGGGACUGCCCCUUAGGGGAAGGCUGUCAUCAAAACUCGUUUUAAACAUAAAAUUGUAGCAUUUAUAUUUCAUUUAUUUUAGUAAAGUUAAAAAACGUGUACUGAAAUGAGGAAAUGGUACGCUUUGUGGUAUAUUUAUAUAUAUAUAUAAAUUAAAACAAACAAAAAAAAAUCAGCUCCUGGGAGAAAUGUUGAAUGUUUAUCUUUUCACCUAGAUGCAGGAGUUCUGAAAUUUGCUGCUGCAAAACUUUAUCCUUUGGUCAAAGUUACUGUAUGCAAAGCUAGUACACAUUGUGGGAUUUCUUAGGGACUUUACAAGUGCUGCUGCAACAGAAAAGCUUUAGCAACAGAAGGCAUUAUGCUGACUAAAUUGGCAUUAAUCUGUCAUUAACUAAAGUCUGCCCUGUGAUCCUGUUGGAGAGGUACCCAUGUAGGCAGUGCUCGUUGGGAAUUUGUGAGCUUGUUAGAGUAACCUUUGUCUGACAGGCAAGGUUGGCGUUUUGUCAAGUGACCUUGUAGAUGCUAAUCCCCAGUAGCCUUAAUUUAAAAUAAACUAAGUAAAAUAAGUCUGCUUUGCAGAUGAUGAUUAGCUAAGUACGAAUUAGAAGUGAUGAAAAAGCAGCUGAGUGUGAAUAAUUUUUUGUUGAACACGAGCUAGCAUGUACAAUAGCUGAUAGAAAAAAAUCCUAGACUUAAUUUUCCAUACCAUUUGCUUUGCCAGGUAUGAAGUGCAGAGCAUAUUAAAAUAAAAUAAAAAUAAAUUGAAAAAAACUUUGCUAAUCAGUUGUACUAAAAUUAUUGUCAGUGGCUAAUUACACUCAAUAAAUGCCUUCAGGCACACUCCUUUGUCUCAAAUGAUCACAGAAAUUCAGUUGAUGAGAUAUUCCCAUUAUAUUAAUCAGAGGGGUGUCGAGAGGAAGUGAGAAAGCAAAAGAGCCCCAACCACAGGCCCAAAGAGUUGUCAAUACCUACUGGUUUUAGCUGUUACAAGAAUCACUGGCAAAUUUUGCGCCAAUUCUGAAAAGUUCUGUAACUAUUUCUCCCUAAUCUUAAUUAGACAUACUGUGCACAAAUAUAACCCUUCAAAGGAGAGCUCCUGUCUACCUUCUUCAAGGUAAUUUUCUGCAAGAGGUUCUGGCCCUCUCUCCCAUACCCAUCAGCUCAUAUAUAUUCAAAGCCACGUUCCCUCUCAAGCACUUUGAGGGUUGUUUAUCAGCAGGACAAGCCUGGCCAGCCUGCUGGGGAUUGCUGCAGGAAGGUCAGUGGGCACACACUGACCAACACCCCCUCUGUCAGGCAGGAACAACCUAUCCCACUGCCCCAGCCACUCCCAGGAUGCUCCAUCACCACCAUCACCUGCACAGGCAGGGCUGGGUGACACUAGAGGACCCCUUCUGAGCUUCUCAUGUCUGGGUUUAAUGCAGACAUCCAGACCUAAAGCAGCACAGACCUGCAGAAGCUGGCAUUUACUGAAGAUGAACUUGGGUACCUUCCGCAUCUCCAUCUUCAUGUUGUGAAAGCAGCUGCAUGUGACUGAAACUUUUAAAACAUUGUCUUUUAUUUAGAUGACUGCAUUCCAUCUCUUUUUAGUUUUAUAAGAGAUUCCUGGCCCAGAACCUAAUCUUUCCAGUUGUUUUUGCUCAGUAGUUUUAGGGCCAGGCUUGCUUCACGUGUCGAUCCUGCACAACACGUGUUUGAAAACACAACCUGCGAUAUGACCCCAGGCCAGCAGAGAUGUAAUUCUUUCCACAGUUCACAAAAUCUGGAAGAAUAAGAACUAGCCUACAGCUGCAGAGGACAUAGCUGGAGAUAAGACUGUUGUACAAACAUUUACAGAGUGAAUUAAGGUUAUUCUUUUACCUGACUGCCACUGUGGAUUGGUAUAGUUUUAAAUUAUUAACCACCCCUUUCCUUCUCUGCCUUUGCAUGUACUUCAAAAGUGAUCCAUAGCUGGAGUGGUGAUAGGAGCAUCUGCAGACCUUGGAUCAGCAGGAAAGCAGGGACACGCUGCCCCUCCAAUUGGAAUUUUCUCUUUUGCUUCCAUUUGCAUUUGCAAGCAUAACUGCCUUCGUAAACCAUUUGAAGACAAAAUGACUGAUCCUGUAUAAAAUAGCACAGCAAGUUAGACACUUCCAAGCGAUCCAUUAGCAACGUGCCUGUACAGGAAGGGUGGCAGACAGCACAUACUAUUUCACAUCACCUCUUCAUUUUGUAGAAGCAUUAUCCAGUAUUAGUUGGAUGUGAAAGAGGUAACCUUAACUUACAUGUUCUCCUAAUGAAUUAAUGAAUAUAUCCCACUCGCAGACUGAGUCCAUGGAAAAUGCCAGCCCCAUUUCUCCAGCAUUCCCAGUCAGUUUGCCAAACUCUGGGCCAGAAGAUGAGAAGUGAGGACUAUGGCUUGUGUGAUCUGCAGCAGCCUAUCUUUGGUUUAGGGUGCUUUGGGAAGGGAAACAGGAACACAACACUUGUAAAACCAGCAAGUAUGUGUUUUUGUGGGCACUAAUGGUUUGAGAGGGGCUGAAGAAAGUCCUGUGAGCUCAUAACAGUGGGUAUUUCUGAUGUACUUGGGGCUGUGCUGUUCCUCUUGCUAUGCUCAGGAGCUUGUAGGAUUUUUACCUAUUGUUGGGCUAUUUUGUACUUUGUUGUUCUCUGUUUUAAAGCAUGACCUCCACAUCUUCUAGACACUGCUGCUGAAAACAGUAAGCCAGGAGUGUGCAGCUUCUGUAGCAGGACAAGGUCUAUGUGCAGAAGUAUUGCACACUGGCACAAGAAAUGUUCACACAGGACCGAGUCCCUGCAGUUUAAUAGCUGCCCCUGGGUGCUGAUUCCCUGGACUUUUCCUCGUGUGCUCUCUUCACUGGUGGCAAAUGUGCAAUAAUGCAGCUUAGCUUAAUUUUCUUUCACUGCUGACCAGGUUAAGUUUGCUGUGUGCUGGAAGCACACGCAUGGGCUGAAACCUCAGCUCAGCUGACUCAUGGGAACUCGCUGAACUGCGGUAACUUGAUGUUGAGCCCUAAUCCCCAGCUUAAGCCGAGUGAGAACAAGGCUGUGUCCCUGUGUCUCCCAGUACAUGUGAACUGGGGAACACGGUGACAACUGGCAGGUCCCUGGGGACACGCAGAGGUGGGGAGGGAAUCCCCUGCCUUGGAAUGAAUUCCCCAAGCUCAGCUGUCUCCCUUCUUUUAAAACUAUCUUAUUUUUGUUUUCCUUUUUUUUUUAGCAACACUGGUGAGGAUGCAGCAUCAUAGUAAUAUAGCAGGGUCAGGAUUAAAGAGGCAUCCUACAAAGGAGUUUCCUUUUGAAACCCAGUGUGUGAGCACCAAGCAAAACAAGCAGAGGGGAGGGCUGGCCAAGACCUCUCCUGAACACCUGCUUCUCCAGAACCUCCUUUUUUUCUCUGUUGUGGUGCUCCCUGGGUUUCCUGUGAUGAGAUGGUUCUUGGGCACAGGAAUUAGGCAUCAGGUAACUGGAGGAAGACUAGUGGAGAUGAGCAUUUUACCUGUCCUUUGCACUAGCGUUCAGAUGCACUCUUUGCUCUGGGUCUGACUGAGUGGGAUCUGAUGUAGGAAUCUGAGAGUUGGGGGUGACGGUUUCCUUGGUGUCACGGGCAGAACUUGUGCUUAGAAAGGCAGAGAAACUUGGCAAGCUCAGGCAGUCAAGCAACACUGGGAGCUGCGUGCAGGGUUUUCCAUUGACUGUGCAGUAGACAGAUAAGAUACAAAGCAGUGACAUGUCAGACUCGUGGUGUGAUGUGCUCUGAGAUAGCACCGGGCCAGAAAUGGCACCUUUUAGCUGAGCAGCUCUGCCUGCUGUGUACUCAGCCUGACGCACCAACAAAAUACACUUUGAAAUACCUUUAGCAUGAACAUGCCACUGCAGAAGUAGAAUAACUCUGCUCUUUCUUAUAUAUAAGGACCAGAGCUGCUCAGCAUGCCCUGGUUAGAAACUGAACAAGCAGCUCCCAGGAAAAGCAUGUGGCAUUUCUUAAGUGUAACUGAUGACAAAAUAUUGUCUGCAGGACCUUCCUUCCUGGUCACAGCAGACAAGAAGGGAAAGCUCCAUCCAACUCUCAAAGCCUAGGUGCCAUUUUGCAGCCUGGGGAAGGUGAGAACAGCUAUGUCUUAAGCACAUGGAGGUAAAAAGCAGCAAGGUUUGUAAACUGGCAUGGAAAACAGUGACACUAGAGAGCAGGACCAUCACUGAAAGGCUGCAGAAGCUGUUAGGUGCCUCUGGCAUUCAGAGCAGUAGAAUGAUCAGUUGGAUGCAAAGCCUAUUUCCUCAUCCCUUGCAGAAACCAUCCCUAUUAUGUGUCUCAUCUUGCAGAACUACUUCUUCCAGCCUGGCUUUUGCUGCUGUUGCUUCCGAAUCAUCCAUACUCAGAAACUGUUUCAGGAGAGGGUAUUUUGACAGGAUAAGACAUAAAGCUUUUCAGCUAUACUCUCCAUAUCUCCAUAUCUUAACAAGUAACAGUUGGAAAGGCCAGAUGUGAGGGGAUUCUUGCAAUGUCCAGAUUUUAUUUCCUCAUUGCUCCCACAGGUCAUAAGUGUUAUUUUAAUAUGUAUAGCUGGGAUUGAGCUAUCACAUGUACGAUGCUGACUAAUACACAAUAAACAAGGCAAAAAAGAGCUGCUUCAUUCCCACUUGUGCUGAGGCUUGGGACUCUGGGUCCUGCACAGAGGUGGUCAUCUGAGCUUUUUCAGCCUGUUGAGUGCUUCCCAGAUCCCAAAGAAUGUGAUGGCCACUUAGUGUUCCCUUACUGUGCAGCUGAGACACAUUUUACAUCUUCCCCUCUUGCCCUGACCUUAUACCAAAAAUGUUCCCACCUUCCCAGGGCAUGCAUUCAGGGUGUCCAGCUCUCCAAGGCUUUGUGCCCACCUCCUGGUUGCCAUCCCUACCCACCCCGUGAAGGAAUAACAAACACCAGCCCCUGACAUCUGGAGGAGUCAGGCUUGAUGCACUUAAAUGGAACAGCUUCUGAUUCAGUUCCCAGCCUUUGGCCCUCAUGUGUGUACCAUGCCAACCACACUAUUUAUUUCCUUUAAUUAAGUAGUGGAAGUAUUAAACAUGUCAAGAACACACUGAACCUCUGGAACAAUGUUUGCUGAUGCACUGCAGACUGAACCUGACUGUUGCUUGCUCUCAGCUCCUAUGGUUUACUCCUUGGCGAGCUGAUUUCUUCCAGGCAGGAGCAGUAUCUUCCUACUACUCAGAGUGCAGUGCCCAGAUGCUGCCUGGAGCACCAAGAUGCUGUGGACCAAGAGAUAAUUUUGGCACAGUAAUGUCAGGCAGAAACUGUUCCUGCCAUCUGUCAAAAACACGUGUCAAGGGGAUGACCUCUGGUUCUCUCCUCCUUGGGGACUAGGGUUUCAGCAGUAUCAGGGUUAGCCUCACAUUCCCCCACCAAACGGAAUGAUGGUGAUUAGUAAACCCACCUGAGAAAAUCCUCUUAAAUUCUAAGCUUCGUUUGUGUUUUUAAUUGGCUGUGCUCAGAGAGAAGAUUAAUGGGUCCUACGCGGUUGUUUGGGGGAGAACUUGCAAUUCCCUGCACCACCACCUUUUUAUUUCCUGUCAUUAGCUUAUUCCCAUUUCCAGGGCAACCAAGUAGUUUUUAUUAGUAACUGAGAGAAAAAGAAAAAAGAAAAAACACACCAGAGUUUCAAUCUGAUAAGGAUCUAAGGAAGCUUGAUGAAGACAUUGUGCUCCAUAUUAGUCAUAUGAAUCAUAGAAUCAUAGAACUGUAGAAUAGUCUAGGUUGGAAGGGACCUUUAAAGGUCACCUAGUCUAACCCCUCUGCAGUGAGCAGGGAAGGCUUCCACUGGAUCAGGUGAUGCUCUACAAGAUCAUGUUUGUUUGCUAUUUUGUUUGAUUUGAUUUCCUAAUUUGUGUUUUACUUGUGUUCAUUAUUUAUUUAUUCAUUUUGGAUCCUUUUAGAUUCAGCCCUGCCAGUUGUUUAGCUCACAUGGUAGCAAAAGUCACAGUUAUCCCAAGAGCUGCCCAAGUAAUUGCUAGCAAGGUGGGCUCACUGUGCCUGGUAAAAAUGAAGUGCUUAAUUACAUUAGGGAUGGUUUUUGUCUGCACAUUUGCUACAAGGAGACAGAUUGAGAUGCAUUUCAAUAUGCUUCUCUCUUCCACUUGCUCACUUCAGUUCUGUCUGAGAAGUCUUGUACUUUAUAUUUUUACAUUCUGUUCUGUUUUGCCCUUGAUCCUGAGGAGACCAAUAUUCUCCUCUUCUGAUAGAAGUACUUGAUACCUUUUCAAUUUUAACUAUUGCUGAGUGAAUUAUAUGGUGGAUGCAAAAGUAAAUAGCUACACAUUUGUGUACAUUUGGGCAGAUACUUUUCAUGCUGUAGAGACAAAUAAAAUGAGAUAAACCAUGGCCAAAAGCUGAAUGGAUCCGAGUUCCCAUGAAGUCCAUAACCAUUCCACAGGGACAGCUUUCUUGUCUCUGUUCUCUUAGGCUGUUUCCACAUUGCAGCACAGACUAGAGAUACUAAAUCUAGCUUUAAAUAAGCUGCUGCAGGCAGACUAACAGCAGCAGCACAGAGUUCAGCAUCCCCGUGUCUUGGCAAAAUCGGAUACCUCUCUAGAUGAACGCUUUGCAAGCAAACCUACAUAUCUUAAGGAAGAUUUUUACAACUCAGAAAAGAGGGACAACUAUGGAUUCAAUGAAUUUAGUUUGCAUAUUUUUCUUACGGCUGUCUAGAAUUGCUAGUGUCCUGCGUGUAGUUGACUAUAGCUAUGGUGACGUGUUGAUUUUUCCCCGCAGUUUUGUUGUAAGCUCAUCUGGUGAUAGAUACUCUGGGUCUCCAGCCAGUUGUCAACCAGGCAAAGCCCAUGGAAAGGAUACCUAGAGGUGAGCUGCCUCGGGGAGACCACAGGCAGCUCUGGGGAUUUGUCCCGGUGCUGUUGCAUGUUUGGGAGCAUUUACCCACGGUGCAGUGUGUUAAACCUACCUGGUAAAGUGGAAAGAGAUGAUCAGGCCAUUGGAGGAGACACAGAAUUUGGUGGAGGGUUGUGUGUGUUUUGUGGCACUCCAAGCACGUGCACUGUUCCCCCUGCUAUUAACUUCCAGUUUGGACCUUUCUUGAACUGGUCAGAGUAAAGUUUUCUUAUGCUGAUAAUGUAUUUGUAUUACGCAAUGUGCUCAGAAAAAAAUAACAAAACAAAACAGAAUAUUGUCUCUCUGUGACUAUCCUCUCCUCUCAAGAAGCUGUUCUCUUCUGUACAUAUGAUAUGCAGAAUGUAUGGGAGUCUUACCAGCAUUGGUUUGCAUUUUUAAUACUGUACUAAUUAAGGUGUGAUAUUAUUGUGUUCUUGUAGUGGCAUCUUUGAUGUAAGGUGUAAAAACGAUUUAAAAUUAUUAUUUUUUGUUAUUGUUCAGCUUUUAGAGAUAGCACUAAUGACUGCAUGUUCACUAGAACCAGCCUUUUUUCAAGGGCUGUGGUAGCUGCACACAGGUGCCAGUGUUUCACCCAGAGCAUAGUACCUGCAUUGUCAUUUUAAUAGGUGUCAGUGUUGAGUGGCAACCUAAUUCUUCCUGAAAAGUCUAGUAGUCUGUAUUUCCCUCUCUGACUCAAGCUUCUCCCUCUGGUGCUGGGUGCCAGUUCUGGCCCCAGGAGCAAACCCAGCCAGGGGUGCCCUUGCAGCACCCUGCUGGCCCCAGUGUCAAGCUUCCUUACCCCUCAGCUCACCCAUGUGCACACUCUGUUUUCAUUGAGACUGCUGGCUAUACCAGGACAAAAAUGAUGGGUUCAAGUUUUAAGAGCUUUUGUGGAAGUGAGUUUAAAAUGAAUUAACUAAAACUGUGACAAAUUAAGCAAUUAAGGAAAAGCCUAAGCAGAGCAUUUUGGGAUCAGAAUCUUAUUGGGGUGCUCAAUAUAGCAAGAAUUUGGGGUCAAUCCCUAAAAGAUGGGACCACUUGGGAGGGGGUCUACAUCUCUUUUUGGGUUUGGAGAGGGAAGCAAGACUCAGAUCCAGCCUUUCAGGCAGGGUUGACUUGGUCAAGAGAUUGAGUCUGAGGGAGAUGCUUCUCCAGAUCAUAUCCUGGGACAAAAGACAAGAUAUGCUGCAGCUUAGGAGGUGUUUCUUUCUUUCUGUUUUGUUUUCUUUUCUUUUUAACACAGAAAGCAGUUCAAACUGCAGCUGGUAAAAUGACUGACUUCAAAAGCAUGUUUUUCCUUGUUAUCUAGACACAAAACAGCAUUGUGUGGUUAAAAAAGCGCAUUUGUGAUAGUUUCUUUUUCAGUGCCAAAAUAUAUAAGCAGUAUUGUUUGAAGGGAAAUAAGGAUUUUUUUACUGUAUUGUUAUUACUGUUGAACAAAUAUUGUUUUUAAAUGUUAGAUUUUGAAGACUUUUGUAUCGUAAACUGUUUUGUGACAUGGUGCUUUUUCAUACUGGAAUUCCUGAUUGCACCUAAAUAUGAAUUAUUUUGUUUUCUUACAUAAAUAUGUAACAAUCUUGAUGAAAACCAAUGUAAGGUGGAUACUGACGGUUCAAACAAAUUCUCCUACUGAAAUCCCCUAAAUGUUCUUUCCUACUAAUAAAUAUUCUGCUGCAGCUA
This is a messenger RNA of Apus apus (common swift), 10270 nucleotides long. It is a transcript of the gene NCALD, whose product is annotated as neurocalcin delta. Gene Ontology annotation, cellular component: cytosol. Gene Ontology annotation, biological process: calcium-mediated signaling. The record is from RefSeq and is a predicted model, not a curated record. The coding region runs from base 182 to 763 and encodes 193 amino acids. Gene Ontology annotation, molecular function: actin binding; calcium ion binding; tubulin binding. NCBI's taxonomy places the organism in Eukaryota, Metazoa, Chordata, Aves, Apodiformes, Apodidae. The transcript is spliced from 4 exons.